This is a messenger RNA of Vollenhovia emeryi, 1910 nucleotides long. Its product is annotated as aldose reductase-like. The transcript has 5 exons. The record is from RefSeq and is a predicted model, not a curated record. The coding region runs from base 610 to 1563 and encodes 317 amino acids. Gene Ontology annotation, molecular function: aldose reductase (NADPH) activity. Gene Ontology annotation, cellular component: cytosol. NCBI's taxonomy places the organism in Eukaryota, Metazoa, Arthropoda, Insecta, Hymenoptera, Formicidae.
UAAAGCAGUUUUAAAAAUCUCUGGUUUUUCUAAGAUUGCUUUAAAGUCAGUCUAGAAAUAUUAAAAAAUAUAUUGAAUCACUUUCGAUUUGAACGAUAACUUUUAAAAACUUUAACUUUACAUAAAGUAAAUAUUUUAAGAGUUCGAUGGUGAUAUUUUAGUAUAUCGAGAUCUAUGUAUUUAUGCUUCGGACCUUGGAAUUAAACAUGUGCCCAUGUAUAAGUAACCUGAUUACUGUAGUUGUUAUGAAAAUAAAUUCCUACUCUUUUGUGACAACCAACUCUGAUACGGCCACGUAUCUACCUAUAUAGACUAGCUCGCGGUAGAUUGAUAUCAGUUGAGGUACCGACAGGCGGAAAAAAUUUAACGACGCUUGUCGACAACUAGACCUCAAUUCUGCUCAAUCCUCCCCGUGGAAGAAAAGUUUUGAAGUACACAUUUUGAUUCCCUUCUAACCGAGUAAAUUAAAAAAAGAAGAAAGUCAGGCGAACGUAUGCAUUACUGAUUGGACCGACGAUUUCUUCGUUGUAGAUAGAUAGAUAGAUAGAUAGAUGAUUUCUUCGUUGUAGUAUUUGUUAUCGCAUUUCUAAAACUAUCGACGCCAAUAAAAUGAUUGCAAAUGCACCAAAAUUAAAGUUCUACAAUGGCAACACAGUGCCGAUCCUCGGGCUGGGUACAUUUAAGCCUGAAAAAGGAGACAUGACACAAAUAAUUAAAGAUGCAAUUGAUAUCGGGUAUAGACAUUUCGACUGCGCUCAUUGUUAUGGCAACGAGAAGGAAAUCGGCGCUGCUAUCAAAGCGAAAAUAACGGAAGGUGUUGUGAAGAGAGAAGACCUGUUUAUCACCAGCAAGCUGUGGAAUACGUUUCACAGCCCUAAUCUGGUUGAACCAGUCAUCAAACAGACGCUAGCCGAUCUUGGUCUCGAUUACAUAGAUCUCUAUUUAAUUCACUGGCCAUUUGGAUUCAAAGAGGGCAGUGAUCUCUUCCCUCUAAAUCCUGACGGUACCUUCACUUUGAGCGACGUAGAUUACCUCAAUACUUGGAAAGCCAUGGAAGGUGUGUUGUCCAAAGGUCUGACGAAAAACAUCGGUGUCAGUAAUUUUAAUUCCGAGCAGAUUACCAGAUUACUCAAGAAUGCAACAGUUAAACCAGUUACAAAUCAGGUCGAAUGUCAUCCAUAUUUAACACAAAAGAAACUAUCUAAUUUUUGCAAGGAAAAGGGUAUCCUUAUUACAGCGUACGGUCCACUUGGGUCACCAGAGAGACAUUUUGGCAAUGUAAAUGUUCCAAAUUUGUUGGAAAACAAAAAAUUAGUUGAGCUUGGACAAAAGUAUAACAAGACUCCUGCACAAAUAUUUAUUCGUUAUCAAGUGGAUCGUGGCCAUAUAGUGAUUCCCAAGUCAGCUGCCAAAUCACGAAUUGCUCAAAACAUCGAUGUAUUCGACUUUACACUUUCACCUGAGGACAUUACUUAUAUUGACACGUUUGAUUGCAAUGGAAGAAUUUUUAAUUUUCAAACUGCAAGCACCAGCCCGUAUUAUCCGUUCCAUAUUCCAUUCUAAAUAAUCAAAAUGAGUGAGUGAGGCUCCAUGUGCGUGUGUCAUUUAUUCAAGUUUAUGCAUUAAAGCGCUGCAUUUUGAAACACCAGUAUUAAUUUGUGCGUAUAAUAUAUAAUGUAUAAUAUUUUGUUAAUACGAUCUCUUUAGAUAUUAGUUAUAUGGACGUAGAUAAGAGAGAGUAGAUUUUUGUGACUAAAUAUUUUUCAAAUAUGAAUUUUUAUAUUAACUUUUACAUUAUGACAUGUAAUGAUACCACAUUUUGUAGAUGUGUGUUAACAUAAAGGUAUUUUUGCACUGAAUAACAUACGCAGUUUAGCAAUCACAGAAAUAAAACUGCAAAAUUUCUCGUU